ACCGAAGGCAAGGACGAAUACAACUACUAUUCCGGAACAUACGAGGAUGGCGGCUGGCCCAAGAAACAAGACUGGAUCUCUUUCGAGAACAUGUGGAACAACAACAUGGACAAGAUGAAGUCGUCGUGUGGAGCCCACCACUUUGGCGACAACCUCUCGGAUGUGGAGAUUGAACAUAUCCAAACCGCUAUCCAAAGAGUGGCCAAGACCUCGAAAGUUGACAACCGGUUUAUAUUCGCUCUCAUCAUGCAAGAAUCCAAAGGCUGCGUUCGCGUCCAUAAUACUAACAAUGGCGUGCGUAAUCCGGGCAUAAUGCAGAGUCACAAUGGGCAUGAAUACGACCCUGAACACAGCGAGAAGUCGAUCGAGCAAAUGGUCGUCGAUGGAACGCAAGGAACUUCAUCAGGUGAAGGACUGGUGCAAGGAUUGGACAAGACCGGAAAUGCAUAUGCGGCAGCGAGAUUCUACAAUUCGGGACAAAUCGCGAAAGAUGGAGAUCUAAGUGACGGCGCAGGCGCUACGGCGUGUUAUGCUAGUGAUGUGGCAAAUCGGCUGACGGGAUGGGUCGAUGCGAAGUCGAAGUGU
Messenger RNA from Zymoseptoria tritici IPO323, 585 nucleotides. RefSeq lists its product as uncharacterized. Lineage: Eukaryota; Fungi; Ascomycota; Dothideomycetes; Mycosphaerellales; Mycosphaerellaceae. The transcript has a single exon. The annotation marks the transcript as partial. The record is from RefSeq and is a predicted model, not a curated record.